This is a messenger RNA of Lagopus leucura (white-tailed ptarmigan), 1594 nucleotides long. It is a transcript of the gene KLF9, whose product is annotated as Kruppel like factor 9. Gene Ontology annotation, molecular function: RNA polymerase II cis-regulatory region sequence-specific DNA binding; DNA-binding transcription factor activity, RNA polymerase II-specific. The transcript has 2 exons. Gene Ontology annotation, biological process: regulation of transcription by RNA polymerase II. Lineage: Eukaryota; Metazoa; Chordata; Aves; Galliformes; Phasianidae. The record is from RefSeq and is a predicted model, not a curated record. Bases 17 to 724 code for a protein of 235 amino acids.
ACGGCGCGGCCGCAGCAUGUCGGCCGUCGCCUACGUGGACUUCGUGGCGGCGCAGUGCCUGGUGUCUAUCUCCAACCGCUCGGCCGGACCCCCCACCCCCGAGACGGCGGCGCGGCUGAAGGUGCCGGGGGAGGCGGAGACGGGCCGCGAGAUGCGCGACCCGCGGGACGCCUGGAAGGACUACUGCGCCCUGCUGGCCAUCGCCAAGAGCCUGCUGGAGCUGAACAAGUACCGCCCGCUGCCCGCGCCCUCGGUCUGCAGCGACAGCCUCGAGAGCCCCGACGAAGACGCGGGCUCCGACAGCGACGCGGCCGCUACCUCGCCGUGCUCCGGCCCCGCGCCCGCGCCGCCCUCCCGCCUGCGCGGCACCGCCGCCGCCGCCGCCCCCAAGGCGAAGCUGGCGGCCGAGAAGCGGCACAAGUGCCCAUACAGCGGCUGCGGCAAGGUGUACGGCAAGUCCUCGCACCUGAAGGCGCACUACCGGGUGCACACAGGCGAGCGGCCGUUCCCCUGCACAUGGCCUGACUGCCUUAAAAAGUUCUCCCGCUCCGACGAGCUCACCCGGCACUACCGCACCCACACCGGUGAGAAGCAGUUCCGGUGCCCUCUCUGCGAGAAGCGCUUCAUGCGGAGCGACCACCUGACGAAGCACGCUCGCCGCCACACUGAGUUCCACCCCAGCAUGAUCAAGCGAUCCAAAAAGUCCAGCUCUGGUUCCUUGUGAAGGCAGAGCUGGCCCAGGAAAGGGAGCGGGGUGCAAGAGCCACAGCUGUGGCCCGGAGAGCAGUGGCAGAGGAGGCCCCGCUCACCAUCAGGAAGCACAUGUAGCUGAUGUCCAAAACCUAAGCACUCGGCGUGCUCAGCUCCUGCUCUCCAGUGCUGGCUGGCAACAGCCAUCUUGAUGAAGGGGAUAGCGGCAAGAGGGAAGGAUGGGACCACCACCUUCCCCAGUCUGUCGCGUUCGGACUGGCACACGUAUGUCCUGCGGGACGGUCCGGCCAGUGACACCACAGUAGCGUGACUCCGAGGUCUUUGUGAUUGCUGUGUCAUGAACAUGUUUUGUUGAACAAUGUAAUGCUGCUUGUGUUUAGAGUCUGUCAAGUAAAACCACUUUCCGAGUCACAUAAGUAAUUCUCAGAUAUAAACUCCAUAGCACAUUGUAGAAGUGGGUUUACUUCUAUCUCAGAACGAUACUUCAUUUUAAAAGACUGUUAAGAGAAACAUUACAUGUGUUACUAAUAGCAUCCAAUUGAUAUUCUGAAAUAAGGUGAAUUUAUAUUCAAGAAGACCUGUGAAACUAACUGGGUCUUUUUAAUUUUUCUUUGUAUUAACUAUACUUUUGAAUAUAAGCUGCACUUUUCCAGUAAAAACAUGUGUAAUUCAAGCAGAUACUUACAGCAAAAAACACUGACACAACAACUCAGUCAUUUUCUGACCAUAUGUGUAUUUAGCUCUGUUAUUCGUUUACCUGGAAAAAUACAAGUCAGCCUACAUAAUGUGGCGGGGAGGAUGAGGGCAGAAACAUACGUCUCUCAAUUGAUCUAUCUUUUCAUUUGUCAAUAAAUACAGUACUGUACUAUAGAAAUGCCACUAA